Messenger RNA from Kluyveromyces marxianus DMKU3-1042, 1854 nucleotides. RefSeq names its product Pcf11p (gene PCF11). Gene Ontology annotation, cellular component: mRNA cleavage factor complex; cytoplasm. Gene Ontology annotation, molecular function: mRNA binding; RNA polymerase II complex binding. The record is from RefSeq and is a predicted model, not a curated record. Lineage: Eukaryota; Fungi; Ascomycota; Saccharomycetes; Saccharomycetales; Saccharomycetaceae. Gene Ontology annotation, biological process: termination of RNA polymerase II transcription. The coding region runs from base 1 to 1854 and encodes 617 amino acids. The transcript has a single exon.
AUGAGUUCAGAAGGCAGAGAGGUUGAUGCUGAAGUUGAAGUUGAAGACAAUAGCAAUGCGAAGAUUUUGGAGGAGUUCAAGAGCACAUUAGACGGGCUCACGUUCAAUUCUAGGCCAAUAAUUACGACUUUAACGCAGCUGGCAGAAGAAAACAUGAGUUUAGCGCAGGAAUUUGUUGGUAUGGUGGAGAAUCGGGUGGAAAAGUGUGUUCCAAGCCAAAAACUAUAUGCAUUUUAUGUGAUGGAUUCUAUUUGUAAAAAUGCUGGAUCGCCGUACACAAUAUACUUCUCGAAGAACUUGCAUAAGCUAUUUAGGAAAGCGUACUUGCUUGUGGACAAUCAGACUCGUACGAAGAUGAUAUCGAUGUUCAAGACGUGGCUGGUUCCAUUACCGGCUGGGGAUUUGAUGUUUGAUCAUAGUUCGUUGGAGAGUAUUGAGAAGUUUUUGAUCAAAGCGAGUGCAUUGCACCAGAAGAGUGCUAUGUUCCCGCAGCAUUCGCAUCGUGGCAAUAGCCCGGGUGCUCCUAGGAUGGGUGAUGGGCCUUCUGGUGCAAUAACCGUUCGGUCGUUGUUAUCUGAUAUCGAUAAGCUUGCGUUGAUUACCCAGUCGAAGCUUGUUGGUGUGCCUUCGGAUACCAAGUUGCAAGCGAAGGUGGCUAUUUUGAAGCAGUUGAGACAAGAGCUCCAAAAGGAGCAGCUGGCACCCGAGUUUUUGUCGCAGGUGCACCAGCAGUUGAGACAGAUUUUCGCCCAAGAACAACAGCAGCAGCAACAGAUGGAGCAGCAGCAAUACCAACAGCAACAGCAGCAGCAGCAGCAGCAGCAGCAACAACAGCAACAACAGCAACAACAGAAAGGAAAUUCCCAGUUUCUGCCGCCCUCGGAUAGAUUUGGUGCUGCUGAUAGUAAUAAUGGUAAUAGUAAUAACAACAACUCGAUGUUCGGAGGAAGUCUUCAGUUUAAUGCUCCGUUCUUAAACCAGCUUACAAAUUCCAACAAACGUAACAAAUUGUCUUCAUUGGUCUCCAGCUUGCGUGAGAAGCAGCUCUUGUAUGAACCAUCGGAAAACUCCAUAGUAACGCUCGCAAAUAAGCUAGAGUCGGAACUGGAUUCUUCAAACUCGGUAAAACUUCCGUCUUAUUCUGUGCUACAAAACAUCCUCGGUGACUUGGAAGCCCAAAAACAGACUCAGAACUUUGAUAUACUGAACGCUUCAGUUCUACAGCUUUCUCAGCAAUUUGUGCUCAAUGAUAACCAUCCCAUUACUAAUGUGCUUAUUCACUUCUUAUACCGUGCCAAAACAAAUAAGUGUAGCAUUUGUGGCAAACGAUUCGGUAACUCUCAAGAGGAAAGAGAUCUAGAAACAAAACAUCUUGACUGGCAUUUCCGUGUCAAUAAAAGAAUCAAAGGUAUUCAAUCAAACACAACUACUUCUACUAAAGUAAUACAAUCUAGAAAUUGGUACUUGGACGAAACGCAAUGGACCGACUUCAAGGAUGAAGAAAUUAUCGCAACUGAUAUUGACUCUAAUGCUCCUGAGCAACAGCCUACAUUCGAUAAUGCCAAAACUGAUACGUCAGAGGCUAUUUAUACAAAACUUAUGGGCAAAUAUGUUGUCGUUCCGGAUUAUGCUGCAGAUAUGAAAUUCCAAUGUCCUAUUUGCACCGAAGAUAAUUACGGGAAGUAUGAUGAAGAGCUAGGAGAGUGGAUAUGGGGUAACAGCAUCCAGGUUGGGGACAAGUUCUUUCAUGCUACGUGUUACUAUGAGGCUGCAAAAAAUCAACAGUCUAAUGAAUCGUCUUCUCUUCAACAUUUGCAGUUAGAUAUCGGGAUCAUUAAUGCUCUUUUACAAUGA